GGAUAUAAAUUUUAUACACAUAAUAAGAUGUCAGACAACGAAGCUAACACUGGUUCACCUAUCGAUAGGUCAAAAAGACCUCGUUUUGAUGAAGAAGAAUGGGAUUCCGAUUAUGAAGCAAGUAAUCACGAAGAUCGUCAUCCUAAGCGACUUGCUGUGCCAGACCCGGAAACAAAAGCACCUCAUUUUAUUCCAUCCGCAGAAGAUAAUGUUAAACAAGAAACAAUAGAAGAACUUGAAGUUGAAAAAGAAGGAAAUGAAACGAUAGCAAUUCGUUCUUUAGUAAGUACAAAAGAUGCUGGUGUCAUUAUUGGUCGAGGCGGAAAAAAUGUAAGUGAUAUUCGUGAAGCAUCAUCUGCUCGUGUCACAAUCUCCGAAAUAGUGCCUGGGGCUUAUGAAAGGAUUUUAACAGUAAUUGGUCCUGUUGAUGCUGUUGCCAAGGCUUAUUCAUUAGUUGCUGAAAAGAUAUUAUCUGAACAUACUCAAUUAGACGAUAAGAGCAAUGAGCAACAAACAUUAGUUAUUAAAUUACUUGUACCUGAUAGUAAGAUGGGUACUUUGAUAGGCAAAUUGGGUAAUACCAUCAAAUCGAUUCAAGAAACAAGUGGUGCUCGUUUAAAUGCUUCAGAAGAAUCUCUGCCCUUAUCUACUGAACGUACUGUGUCUAUUCAAGGCACGCCUCAUUCUAUUCAACAAGCUGUACAACGUGUUGCUAAGACAUUAUUAGACCAUCCUGACCGUGGGUCAGUCAAUAAUGUACCCUAUAGGCCUAUAGCAGCUCAUGGUCGUAACCAUCGUAAUGGUAAUUACAUGGGCAUGAGAUCAAAUAAUAACAACAGUAAUAAUAAUCCUGCUGCCGCUGCUGCUGCCGCGGCGGCGGCUGCGGCGGCUGCUAUGGGAUAUGGUGGUAUGAUACAUAUGGGUUCUAUCCCGAUGAAUAGUGCUGCUGCAAGUCAGUUUUAUUAUGGAGUUGGGCCUUCUACUACUACUGGUUAUGCUGGUAUGCCUACUUCAAAACAAAAUGAUUAUACUAUGGCUGCUAUGGGCGGCAUGGGAGCAAUGAAUGCAAUGGGUAUGAAUAACAUGGCUGGCAUGACCGGUAUGACCAACAUGAACUCUGCUACUCAAGCUCAACAAAUUUUCAUUCCUAAUGAAAUGGUUGGUUGUAUUAUUGGUAAAGGUGGAAGUAAAAUUAAUGAAAUUAGACAUUUAAGUGGCAGUCACAUCAAGAUUGCUGAUCCUCAUGGAGAUGCUAAUGAAAGACUAGUAACCAUUACUGGUACACCUGAAAGUAAUCAAAUGGCACUUUAUCUUUUAUAUGCUCGUCUUGAAUCAGAAAAAAAUAGAUUAGGUUUACAUCAGAGUUAA
Messenger RNA from Cokeromyces recurvatus, 1368 nucleotides. RefSeq lists its product as uncharacterized. The coding region runs from base 28 to 1368 and encodes 446 amino acids. Gene Ontology annotation, biological process: regulation of gene expression; regulation of RNA metabolic process. NCBI's taxonomy places the organism in Eukaryota, Fungi, Mucoromycota, Mucoromycetes, Mucorales, Mucoraceae. The transcript has 5 exons. Gene Ontology annotation, cellular component: nucleus; cytoplasm. Gene Ontology annotation, molecular function: mRNA binding. The record is from RefSeq and is a predicted model, not a curated record.